Molecule: messenger RNA, 3501 nt
Organism: Cotesia glomerata
Lineage: Eukaryota; Metazoa; Arthropoda; Insecta; Hymenoptera; Braconidae
Exons: 4
Coding region: 718-3330 (870 amino acids)
Source: RefSeq, a predicted model, not a curated record
ACUCACCGAGCAAAACACAAUUUUGAUAUUCAUUUAUUAAGCUACAACGAAUUUAAAUAAAUAUUUAUUAAGAAAAUAAACUGACAGCGUGCCCCACCACAAAUAAUUAAAUAAUAAUACAGAACUACGGUUUGGACACUCAAAUUUUUCCGUGUAGCCUAUGCCUAAGCCCCAUGCCCCAUACCCCCACUACUAAUUUUAGAAAUAAUGCGUUUGUAGACCCAGCAGACAGACCGCAGACGGAGAAGUGAGUGGCCUCUCUUACAUCACGUGCGCACCGUUGGUGUCACAGGAACUUGAAAUAAUAUAUCAAUGUUUUUAUAUCGAUAUUAUAUUUUCAAGUAUUACUUAGUGCUUUUAAACAUAAAUUUUUUCGAAUUUAUGUUCAUUUACGAACGUGUUUCAUUAGUGAGGUUGAAGUUGAAAAUUGUUUUUAUUUUAAAUACUGUGCAAUUUAUCAUCACCAUCAUGAAUGGUGAAAGUUUUAUGUAAUAUUUUAUUAUCAAAGUGUUAAUAAUAAUGAAUAAAAGUCGAUAAUAAGAACUGAAAAUUCAAAGUAUUGAUACGAAUGUGGCUCGAUAGAAUUUAAAAAUUGCUUUGAUUUUAGUUUUUAUAAAGUAACUUUUUAACUGUGAUUCAAAUACGUUGAAGAUGAGUCUUAUUACUUAAUAGUAAGAUAUUUAGUUAUUCAUAAGUAGUUGUAAAUUAAAUACAAAUAUGAAACGAGGGCCAUAUAAAUCCCAUUUUGCUUAUGAUGGUGACGGCGUUAUCCCUCGGUCAACUUUUUAUAGGAAAUUGGCUAAAUAUCAACGCAUCCACGUUGCAAAUGAUAAUCAAAUCCCUUACGACAAUGAUGAUAAUAUAUGCGAAGUUAAUCCAUUACUUCAUGAAGAAAUUGUUAAUGAUAACUUGAUACAAAUGGAUGGUGUUGAUGAAAUGAUUGUUCCUCUAACUGAUGAUCAAUACAGUUCAAUUAUAGUAAAUACAGAACCAGCAUCAUGGAUAAAUGAAGAAUAUGAUAAAGAAACUUUAGACAGGGAAAUCUGGUUUGAUGCUGAAGACUUGCCAUCAGCUGUAGAUUAUGAUAUGGAUUACAUUGAUGAGCCUAGUCAGUAUUAUGAUAAAAGAAAUUGCACUGAUCAUGAUUAUGAAAAAACCCUCUGUGGUUGCACGACUAUUACACAAGGAGAAGCAUUAUUGAUGACACUAACACUUGGAGCUGAAGAAUCACUUACCUGGAAAACUAUAACUGCAAUCCUAUCAUUGAUUAAUACGUUAUUCCAAAACAAUGUAGUUCCUGCUUCAAAGUAUAAGAUAUUUCAAACACUGCAGUUGAAUGAAAAUAUAGUAGUAUAUCAUCCGUACUGUGACGAGUGUUUCUUUUAUUUCGGUGCUAAGGAGAAAUUCGAUAAGAAAAAUUUGGUAUGCGAAAUUUGCAAUAAUAAUGGUAUCGAUUCAGAUAUUGGUUAUUUUUUGACGUUUGAUAUCUCUUCACAAUUAAAAUCAACAUUAGAAGACCCUGAAGUUCAACAAGUUGUAAUGAAGCGUUUCCAAUGCAAUCAAAAUAAAGAAUCAGAAAAUGAUUUGCACAGUAUGAGUGAUGGUCAUGUGUAUAAGAAAUUAUCAAUGCAACUUAAUUCUCCUUCGGAUAAAUAUAAUUUCACGUACACCUUUAACACGGAUGGGUGCCAACCAUCGAAGUCGAGCAAACUUUCGAUAUGGCCUAUAUUCGCUUGUAUUAAUGAGUUACCUUCAAAAUUACAGUCAAAACAUAUGAUUAUGACGGGACUAUGGGUUGAUAAAAAAGAACCAGACAUGUUACUUUUUUUAAAACCGUUUGUUGAUGAAGCUAAUAAAUUAUCCGAUGAAGGUGUCAAAUGGAAGUUGGGAGAUCAAACAAUAACCAGCAAGUUUAUUCCACUGUGUGCUGUGACUGACUCCGUUGCUAGAUGUAAAAUCCUCAACAUGAAGCAAUACAAUGGGACCUACGGUUGCACAUUCUGUGAACAUCCAACACAACGUGUCGAUAACAAUCUAAAGUUUCCAAUAUCCACUAAUGUCCCAAAAUCUCGAACUGACGAGUCAAUCAAAGCGAAUAUGGUACUUGCGAGUGCGAACGAAUAUGGUAAUGAUAUUAUGGGUGUUUGGGGACCAUCACCACUGAUGAAUUUAAAUUAUUUUAAUUUAGUUGAUGGAAUGUCACCAGACUACAUGCAUGCCCUUCUACUAGGUGUAGUAAAGCAGCACACUGAAAUAUUGCUAUCGUCAUUUGGUGAAGAGUACUAUGUUGGUAAUCCAAACCAACUUGAAGCAAUAAAUAAAAAACUCCUAGAUUUUAAACAUCCCAGUUGCAUAACGCGAUCACCAAGACAGUUAACCGAAAGAGAUAUGUGGAAAGCAACAGAAUGGCGCUCAUGGCUGCUUUUUUAUUCCGUAAUCUGCCUCACAGGAAUUCUUCCUCAGAAAUAUGUAAAUCAUUUAGCUCUUUUGGUAGAAGCAGUAUGUAUUUUACUUAGCAACAAAAUUACAAAUGAUGACCAAAAAAUAGCUGAAACUCUAAUUAUCAAGUACGUAGUAUAUUAUCAGGAAUACUUCGGUGAAAAAUCAAUGACAUAUAAUGUUCAUUUACUUACUCACAUACCGCACAGUGUUUUUAACUUAGGACCGUUACAAUUCCACAACACUUUCAUUUUCGAAAAUGAAAAUCAUUUCUUAUUACUAUUACAAAAGAGUCCUAAUAAUAUAAGUAUUCAAAUUGCAAGGCGAUAUUUAUUCAAGAAAGCACUAUUGCCGUUGAAGAAUAAAAUAAACUUAAGUGAAGAAUUCUUCAAGUUUUGUGAGAAAAAUUUAACAGGACACUUAAAGAACACUUUUGAAGUGAAUGGUUGUAUCUUGAUUGGGAAAGGAAAAAAAUAUGUUUUGAAUUCCAAAGAGAGAAGAAUUGUGAACAGAUCUGAUGAAUGCAAGUCAUUUAAUAGAUUUAUAUACAAUAGUACUCGGUAUACAUCGAAAACUUAUCGUCUAUGCCAAAAAAUAAAUGAUUCUGUAGUACUAUUAAAAGAUGGUAAAGUAGGCAUAAUUCAAAACAUUUGUUAUUUUAAUUGCAGUGAAAAUGAUAGAAAAUUAUUUAUUUUUUAUAAUGAAGUUGUGAUGUUGAAGAAAUAUUAUAAUUCAUCAAGCGAUGUAAUCGUUCACCAUAUCGAAGAAUGUUCGAUCACCAAUAAUUUAGAUUUUUGUGAAAUAGAAAUGAUUGCAAAUCCGUGUAUUCUUACAUUUACACAAAAUAAGCAUUUUGUAAUUUUCAUUCCGCAGGGAUGCCACGGAGAUUAAUUUAAUGUUUAUAUAUUUAUAUUAAUAUUGUAGUGAUGGAUUCAAUAAAUAUAAAAAAUUAAAGCUGAUAGAGUUCAAGUAAGAUGUGACGAUUGAAACUUAUUUUAACAAUUUUUUUAUUCCAUCAAAUAUUCUAAAUUUUUGUAUACUGUGUUGCAUCUAUAUUUUCGU